Molecule: messenger RNA, 1477 nt
Organism: Phialemonium atrogriseum
Lineage: Eukaryota; Fungi; Ascomycota; Sordariomycetes; Cephalothecales; Cephalothecaceae
Exons: 2
Coding region: 93-1310 (405 amino acids)
Molecular function (GO): oxidoreductase activity
Source: RefSeq, a predicted model, not a curated record
GUAAAAAGUGACACCGUCUCUCUUCCACCUCUCAACCUCAACCUGCAGGCGUUUGUGUAAGAACUUAUUCAUCCAGUCACCUACACACCACAAUGGCACCCGGAAUUUUGGUACAGGAGCCGGUCCAAGUCCUCCCUAGCAGCAGGACAACGGCAGUUCUGAAGAAUGAAGACGCACCCCGCUCCAUAUUCCCAGACGGCAUCAGGACGUCUGGCCAACACCCACCCCUAUACGAGGCAUUGAGGCCGUACUCGGAGUUUCCCAAGGAGAUCAGCGGUCCGACAGUGUGGACAAAAGAGGAAUAUGUCAACAAUCCCGAACGAUGGGUCCACCCCUUCACUGAGGAGGAAAUCGGCGAGCUGAGCGAAGCAGCCGACCGCUUCAUCGCGAGCGGUGCUCCCCUAACCGGGAUCUCCAAGGAGAACUUCCGGCUCAACAAGAUGACCAAGGUGCUGCAAGUGCUGCGCAACGAUCUGCUCAACGGCAAGGGCUUCAUCCUGUUCAAGGGCUUCCCUGCCGAGGCAUGGGGCCCGCUCAAGACGUCGGUGGCGUACAUGGGGUUGGGCCAGUACGUGGGCUACUUCGUGUCCCAGAACCGGCACGGCCACGUGCUGGGCCACGUCAAGGACGUGGGCGACGACCCCUCGCAGAUCCACAGCACGCGCAUCUACCGCACCUCCGCGCGCCAGUUCUUCCACGCCGACGACUCCGACGUCGUCGGCCUGCUGUGCCUGCACCGCGCGGCCGAGGGCGGCGAGAGCGACAUCGUCUCGGUCCACAACGUGUGGAACGCCCUCCAGCGCGAGAACCCGGACGUCGCCGAACUGCUGACGAGGCCCGUCUGGUACUUUGACCGCAAGGGGGAGGUGUCGGACGGCCAGGAGGAGUGGGUGCGCCAGCCGGUCAUCUACCUCGAGAACGGCGGCAAGGGUCGGCUGUACUGCAAGUGGGACCCGUACUACGUGCGGUCGCUGACGCGGUUCUCCGACGCCGGGAUCAUCCCGGCGCUGAGCGAGGAGCAGGAGCACGCCAUCCAGGUGCUGGAGGACACGUGCAACAGGCUCUCGCUGCACAUGAUCCUCGAGGUGGGCGACAUCCAGUUCGUGAGCAAUGCCCACCUGCUGCACGCGAGGACGGCAUACAAGGAUUUUCCCCCGCCGUCACCGCGUCGCCACCUCCUUCGCCUGUGGCUUGCAACCCCCGAGACGGAGGGCGGGUGGGCUUUGCCGAUGCCCGACAGCAAGGAGAAGAAGCGGGGAGGCAUCCAGGUCAACAACAACCCGCCACGGGCGCCGUUGGACGCCGAGUGAUUAAUUAAAACACGUACGAGGGUGGCAUGGAUAUCUUUCGGGCGCAAGGCAGGCAAUUCGGAGGCGAGCGGUUUGAAGUUUUGUAAAAGUAUGGCUGGCUGCCGUUGUCAGCAUAAAACAAUUAUCGAGGGACUUGAAUGAGAGCACUCGAUCCCAUGAAUAUUUUC